AUGGAGGUGAACUUUAGCUUUUGUACCUCCGUAACAGCUCUUGAUGCUGCUCUCCGCAAUGCUAUUAAACUAGAAUCGCUAGAGUUGAUGCAGCGAGCAAUAGAAAGGGGAGCAAACGUCAACUGCCAGUAUCCAGAUGACUGGAAUACUCCUCUUCACUUAGCUGUUAUAAGUAGCGACCAUUGUUGUGAGUCACUGUCAACAGCAUUGAUGAAUCACCGCCCAAACUAUAUGCUGCUAAAUGGGGAAAAUAUCACAGCAGCUGAGUUAGCCAUUCAGCGAGGACGCAAAGCACUGGCAAGACAACUAAUAACAGCGGAGUUCGGUAAAGUUGAGCCGGUCGAUGCACUGUAUGCAAUGAUGCAUCGAAGUUCAGUGGAAGCUUUGGAGAUAUUAAUUGAGAUAAUGGCUCUACCGCAACGGCAAUUGGCACAAUGUUUAGCAAAAGCAUGGAGCAAGCUUGAAAUUAUGAAUGUAGAACUUGUGCCAGCGAUUGAAUUCUUCGCUCACAUGACGCUGAUUCGAUGUGAAUAUGAUGGUACUAUCGGAACAACAGUUGAACUAAAACCGAAUCAAACGGAGGUUCGUUUGCGAAUGGAACUAAUAGUAAAAGCUAUCAGUUGCGUGGAGAAUAAUUUUGACACCGGAUUGUGCCAUGAUGUUAACGAUGAAUUCUUGGAGCUUUUAAGAAUAAUUUUGAGCCAUCUAUUUGCGGUAAAGAAUCACGUUGACAGUUUUCCUGGAAUGCAGUUGGAGUACUGCCUGGCACUGUACAUAGCUAUUUUGGACCGUAAGCCACAGCUGGAUUUAUAUCAACUAGUUGUGAACAAGUGUGCAAUUGUGAAGUUUUUGAAACAGCUUAAAAAGUCGUAUUUGGAUCCGCGAAGUGUCGAUUCUAGAAUGUCAAGCAGAGUUUUACACAAAUUACUUUGUUUAAUACAUAACUCUGAAGGUAAAAAGUGUAAAGAUAUUCUUAGACAAUGGGCAUCGAGCAAAGAUUUAAGUUACAGUUAUAAAGAACAGGUUAUGAUCAGAAACAAGAUUUUUGCUGGUUCGUUGCUGAGCGAAGUGCACGGCUUACAGUAUCACGAUCUCGACAAGAAAGAACAAAAUUUACUCCAUGUGGAAUCCGAUACUAUCAAUAGGCUAUUUACUGAACGAAGAGUUCGUUUCCGUUUUAAGAAGCUUCACAGAUUAUACGUCAAACUCAAACAGAUGUAUUCGCUGCAGAAAGCCAUUGGGUGUUUGAGCUUGCUGGAGGGGUUAAAUUUGGAUGCUGGUAGUUCAAAUUUCAUGUCACUGUUGGCAAUCCAACGUAUGCUGCAGGUUCUGGGCGAAACCUUAAAGGCAACCAAAUUAUCACCAAAUAUCUCUACCAAUUUGCGAUCAUUGAUGGAAUUUAUAUCGCCAAUCGACAUCUUAAACCGCAUCACAAAGUUACGGCAGUUUUUCUCGCAUGGAUAUUCAAGCACAAAACACUCUUUAUACCAACGGUUAAGAAAUAACGAUCAAGAACUACUCCAGUUGUAUUUAAGAGUGAAAACUGACCUCAUGAAAGUGUCCCCGCUAAUCAUAAACAUCUAUGUGGGCGAGAUUGAAAAAUUUCUUAACACUUUUCUUGGUCAAAUUCUUCAGCUCAACACUGCUGAACAGGUACAGUCCCUAGCAAAAGCUUGUCAGAUUCAUUAUGAAUUUAAAAUAGAUUACGAUCUUGAAACUACUGAUGUCACUGGUAUUAAUAACUUGCUGACACAACUGGAACAAUACUAUGACCGGAAUGAUCACAAGGAAAACCUGUCCGUAAUUGACAACAUUAGAACAAUACUACAGAAUUAUAUUAAAUUUGUAGAGCGUAGUACAGUUGAUUUCAUGACUGAGCUAGCAACAUCAAGCAUUGGAUAUUUAAUAAUGAAUGAUAACUUAGCCUAUCAAAAAAACUAUGCAAAAUAUAUUUUAAAUAAUCGCAACGAUAACCCAAAAUUCAGCGGAUAUGGUGUCAAAAUAUUAAUAUUGCAUACAUUCAACCAUUUGCUAAACAAGUUGCUUGAGCUCGAGGUACAUUUACCGACUGAAGAAUCUAUGAAAAGGAUCAAUAUUAUACAAAAUUUAAUGAAGAUUGCAUCGGCUCCUGGAAUAGAUGCAUACCAUGAGCUAGUUUUAGGUAACGGCCAAGGCAAUAACUUAGAAACCACACAGGCCAUAGUUGAGGCAUUGCAACUAGAGUUGACGUCCAGCGACCAAUUUAAGGAGCUCAACAAAUUAUUAAGUAAAUAUUAUGGCAACUUAUUUGCACUGGACGAUAAAUAUCGCGUUUUGAAAGCGUUUUGUAAGCGCAAUAAGUAUGAUUAUGAUAAUCAAAAGGCUUUGCGCUGUAGACAAGAUGAUAUGGUUGAAUGUCGAGCUAUGCUAAGUGAGUUGUUGAAAGAUUUGAAUAACAUAAUUGAUAUUCCAAUGGAUGCGGAACCACUGCAGUUGAUUUCCAUGCUAGAAGCUUUUGAACGAUACCAAAUAGAUUCUCCAGAAAAUUUAGCAUUAGAAAUUAUCCUUCUUGAAGUUCUGGAAAUUUUAUCCUCGCAAUGUAAAAUUCCGGACAACAGAUCGUCAUUAUCGUUUUUUCGUUCAGUUAUCACGGGGCGCAAUCUCCGGAACUAUUUAGCUCAUGACUCGCUUGUAUAUGAAACGCUAUGCCGUAACAAAAACCCCCAUAGAACAGUAAUUUUGAAUGCUAUUUGUUUGAGUCGACAUUUUGAUGAUAAAGUACUGUAUGAUAGGAUGACCCCCACUCCCAGCGAGAACGUACAAGAAUUAAUUUCCGAAAUCGAGCUGUGGAAACAUUCAUCGAUCAGUCAAAAAGUGAGCUUGUUUGAGCUUGUUACACAAGCAAAGUUUGAUCUCAUUACAAAGUGUUGUGAAAUCGGUGCUAGGACACUCGAUAAACACAGUCUCCUGAUAUCAACAUUCCACCUACAUUCUGUAGAGAUUAUCCGAUUUCUUCUGCAAUUUCCCACCAAAUUGAUAUCUUUCUUCGAAGUUCUCCUUGAAAUCUGCCCAAAUCAAGUGCAUAACUUCUAUGACGAUGAUGAAUUUACCGUCAGACAAUUAUUCAGCAGUGAAACUCUCCGUCAGAAUGCAACUUUCUACCUGGCUUUGAAAUACCACCACUUUGAGUUGGAAAACGAAUUGGAUCAUCGUUUUGGGGGUGUUUAUACAGCAGAUAGUCUGAACAUGGCAUUGGUUUUCCAGAAUCAACAAUCCGCUCUCUCGAUUAUCAACAACCCACGUUUAUACGACUUCUGCAAGGCGGAUUCUCAAAGAUGGGAUCAUACCCCUCUGACCCAAGCUGUGAUUCGUAAACUACCCGCCGUAGCACAAAUAUUAUGUGAACUAAGCCCGGAAAUGAUAGAACUCACAAACUCGGCCCAGGAAGCGCCACUCUAUUUAGCAGUAGCCGCCGGCUGUCAGGAGUGCGUGCAGAUAUUGUUGAAUUUUGGUGCGAAAGUCCAUACUCCACUCAAAUCAGCAAUAGUUUAUGCUGUAAGGAUGCGGAAAGAUGAUUUGUUAAAAAUGAUGCUACCUUCUGAAGUCGAGCUUUCUAAAGAUCAGACCAUGUUGGGUGAAUUGAUACGACAGGCCAGUUACACAAACCACCACCAUCUGUUAGGAAAACUUGCUACCUUCGCGAAGUCUUCCAAACUAAUAUUGGACGCACUUUUGGUGGCUUCGUCGAAUAACAAUGUCGAAGCGGUAGAUGCAAUCUUAGCCUUUGAUUCUGGCCUUGUAAAUGCUGUGUCCGAAGACGGCAAAACUGCCUUAGCAAGUGCCUGUUCUAGUAAUAGCUUUCGAACCGUACAGCAGCUGCUUCGAUACGGUGCUGACUGCAAUUUGCCAGCUGAAAAUUCUGCGUUAGUUUGUGCCAUCGAGAGAAACUAUCGAUUGAUCGUAACCUUGUUUUUAAGACGCAACCUUAUCAAUCCAAUUCAUCGCGCAACCACGGUCGAGUAUUUGUUAAAGAAAGCAAAGUUUAGAUUAGCUUGGAUGUUCUUCAAGCAGGGAUACACCUGUACGAUUACGAAUCUGGAUAUAAAAGUACACGAUACGCGAUUGUUGAAAUUGCUGCACAAAAUGUGUCACUUAAAGCCAGAGAUUACUGUUCAGAUCGAUAGUUUGAUGAUUGUAAAUGCGAAUCUGUUGAAGAGUCACAGUUUUGUGCAAUUUGCAAUCGACGCCACUUUUCAUCGAAUGUCAACGGUUGAUAAAGCAUUGCUGCUAAACGGUGCCGUUAAAGCGAAUGACAAGGAUCUGAUGUACUCUUUGCUAGCCCGCGGUUGCAAUGUAAAUCAACCGGAUUUGAUUGGUAUAACGCCACUAGGAUUGGCGGUUUCAUUGGGAAAACCGGAGGUAGUAAAAAUGCUUCUUAAAGCGGGAGCCGAUUUUGAUCAAGAAACGGUGGCAAACUGUGACGUAUUGUAUACCUAUUGGACUUUACACGGAAGCACCGCAGUAAAACAAUUGCAAGAUCAAUACAUCAUAUCGUAUCCGAUUAUACUAGCGAUCUUUCAUGGUCACAUAAAAAUAGCAGAGUUUCUCUUGGAAAACAACACUCUCCCUGAUGUUCGAGACCAACGAGGUCUCACUCCUUUGGUUAUUGCAAUUUAUUGCGGAUACGUUAAAAUUGUCAAAGCUCUGUUAUCCCUCGGAGCCGAUGCACAAUAUAGCCAGAACUUCACACACACAAUAUUCGAAGAAGGCACCGCUCUUCAUGCAGCGGCAUAUUUCGGGCAUGUAGAAGUUUUGAAAUUAUUUAUCGAAAAACAUGAAUUUGAUUCGGCUAAGCAAACAGAGCAAGGAGACACCGUACUGCAUUCUGCCAUUCGUGGAAAACGUUCUGCAGUUGUGGAAUAUCUCUUAGGACUUCCUUGUUGGGAUAUUUCGAACCAAGAUUGCAGCUCUCUAAUACGGAUCGCUUUACUCGAUCUUGAUGAUGACAUUUUUCGUUUGAUAAAAGCACUUCCAAUGACAGUCAUCGAAUUCAGUUCAUUUGUGGGUAGCGACGGGAAACGGAUACUUCACCAUGCAACGGUAAACGGUAGUCUUUCAAUGUUGCGAACUCUUUUGAAUGAAUUCAACAUCGACGUAGAUCAGUUGGACCUGCAUGGAAAUAGAGCCAUUUUCUAUGCGGUUCAAAACAGAGCCCUAUCGAAGCUUAAAUUUUUAAUGGAUGCUGGAUCUCCUUUUUAUAAUGUGAAGGACAAAAACCAUCCUUUAACGCUGGUGGUUAACACAAAUCAAAUUGAUGCUUUAAAACUAUUUCUAAGCCAAAACGAGCAAAGUGCGAAGCUUAUAAAGAAUUACCAAACAGCGGGCUACAAUAUUCUACAAGUUUGUGCUUUCAAAAAUAAUAUCGCAAUGUGCGAACUGUUGUUGUGUUCUGUUGAUUUCGACGUCAACGCAGUUCAUGAGAGCGGGAUGACUGCUCUACAUUUGGCGUCCGCUUAUGGCACGGUUCAAAUGGUAGCAUUGCUGAUCAGACACGGAUCUCGAAUAGAUGCCGUGAAUGAAGACGAUAAAACUCCGCUUGUAGUAGCCAUAGAGCACGGGAAUACGAAGGUUGCGGAAUACCUAAUCAUUCGAAAAGCUUCGCUGAGCGCUAUUGCCAAUUAUCGGUACCGAACAAACCAGGGCAUGUGUCUAUUGCAUCGUGUUUCUAUGGAUGGAAAGCUGGAUACAGUUAAGCUUUUAUUAAGUCGAAAUAUUUUCGAGCGAACUGUUCCGGAUGACACUGGAAAAAACCUGGCACACUAUGCCGCUGCUAAUAAUCGAUCGAACAUUAUCGAGUACCUAAUCAAAACGAUCUUUCCGUUUGAUAUAUUGGACAAUGACGGCAGAUCUGCACUGGUUAGUGCUCUCGAGAUGGGUCAUUUGAAAAUAGCGAAGCGGUUGAAAACUCACGGGUCGUCAAUCAAAAUAUUGCAAACGUUCAAUGAGAAACAAUCUCUAAUUGACUGCUCAAAUUCAGCUCUGGUCAAAUUUUUGCAACAGGAAUGCAACUUGGCUAAUGAUCAUUUGGUUGAAAUUGUGAAAACUGUCAUUGGAGAUACAUCCAAUACAAAUAAGUUUGCACUCCUUCGUACAGCAAUCGAUAACAAAAACUGUACUGAAGUCGAAAAAAUAUUAGCUCAAAACAACCUUUCACCUGAUACACAAGAUUCGAACGGACAGUCCCUAUUGCAUUAUAGCUGUGAGUCGAAUAGCUUGGAAGCUGUUAAAUUAUUAUUGCACCUAGGGGCCACCAUUGAUUUAGAGGAUCAUCAGCAGAUAACACCAGUUAUCGCUAGUAUCAUCAAUGGUAAUCAGUCAAUUGCCGAAUUUUUGAUUUCCAAGGGUGCGUCUACUGAAAGGAUAUCCAGUUAUCGCAUGCAAACGAGAGAUCAGGAAACAUUACUGCACGUGGUAACCCAGAAGGGAUUUGACUCUACGCUUAGUCUUUUGCUUCAAUUAAACAUUUUCCCUAUUGACGUGGGCGACGUAGACCAGACUACAGCUCUCCAAACAGCAGCUCUGCAUGGCCAAUUGGAAUGCAUUAAGCUACUGCUGGCAAAUGGGGCAGAUCCCAACUUUGUUGAUCUUGAAUUAACCACGAGCUUGACACGCGCUUGCAUCAGUUGCCACAAAGAAGCCGCUGAGUUGCUUAUAGCUCACGGUGUUGAACUAGCCAACCCAAGGGAGUUCCGAUUGAACACGAAUAGCAAAGAAUCUCUACUCCAUACUGCAAUCUGUAGGAACAAUGAAUUGAUCGAUCUAUUGGUGCACAGAAUCGGUAUAAAUGUCAAUGUGUUAGACAAUAAUUAUAUGACACCAUUACAUUAUGCUGCUAGAUUAGGGUCGUAUGAUUCUAUUAUUAUUCUGCUUUCACAUGGCGCAGUGGUUGACACAAUUGACAGUAUGCAAGAAACUCCCCUCAUAUCUGCAACAUUAGCUGGACACGUAGAAGUAGCUGAAUUGCUUUUAGAUAAGACAGAAAACAUUGAACCUGUAGAAGCUUUUCGAUCUCAACAAUCGAACAAUCCUUUGAUACAUAUUGUACUUGAAAAAGGAUUCUGUACAUUGUUAAUAAGAAUGCUGACUAAACUUAAACUAAACGAUCGCGUUAUUGAUGCAGAUGGUAGGACCAUACUUCACCAUGCAGUUAGUCAAAACAUUCUAAGUAUUAUCGAAUAUUUUUAUGUUGACAUACACACUUUCUUUCAACGCGAUAAUUACGGGAUAAGCCCAAUAGGCAUUGUUGUUCAAAGAUCUGAUGUUACAAUGUUUGAAAAAAUACUCAACUCAUUGGAAGCUCAUCUAGAUGAAUCCCAUUUGAUAAACAUUUUGAAAACCAUUGUACAGUUCGAAUCUUCUCAGUCUCUCAGCCUUUAUAGUAGAUGGUUGAUUGACAAACGUCGCGAGUUUAUUGCUGGUAAUCAAGAAAUAGUCGACAUAAUUAAUGUGUUAUAUCCAAGCGUAAUCAUUGAAAGGGCUAUUUUGGAGAGCAGCCACGAUCUUUUGCAUUUGUUCCUUAUUUGCACCACCGACAAGUCUGUGAUACAAUGUAAGGAUAUGCCAAGGGGCAUGAGUUACCUACAUGUUGCAGCCUUGAGAAAUGAACAUCAAAUAACCAACUUACUUCUCCGCUACUCAGGUGUUCUAGUUGAUGAACUAGAUGACUCACAUAGAACUCCUCUUUGUUACGCGGCUAUGAGCAACAGUUUACGCACGGUGGAAAUUCUCCUGGACCAUGGUGCUGACGUGAAUCAUCAUGACCAGGAGCAACAAACGCCACUUCUAUUUGCAAUCGAAAAUGGCAACGUUGAAAUGGUUCAGUUGAUUUUGCAUUUUGGUGCAGAUGCUAGUUAAGUUCGAAGCUACCGUUAUAAAAACAAAAAUAGUACCACCGUUUUACAUUUUAUAGCCGAAAAGGGCUUCGUGAAGCUUUUGCCCUCAAUCAGACUUUUUCUAAAUAUGAACUGUACAGAUUUGCAUGGAAUGACUCCAUUACAUUACGCUGCUAGUUGCAAUCAUUUGACAAUGGUAGACUGGUUGAUAAAUGCCGGGGCGAAGGUUGACUUCACCGAUAACGAUGGCACCACACCAUUGAUGAGAGCAGCAUGCAAAGGACAUAUUGAGAUCUACCGAAUGCUUCUCAAAUACGGUGCCAGUAAUGAUUUACUCAAAGCUUUCAGAAAUUCCAAUUAUGAUGAUGAGACAGUUUUGCAUAUAGUUGCUGAAAAGGGAUUGCUCGAAAUGACUAAACUGCUUGUUGAAGAUUUGCGAUGUGAUGUCGACUGCGUUGAUCGGAAUGGGAACACUCCGUUACAUCUUGCUGUUAUUAAAGGGCACUUUGAGGUUAGCAAAUAUCUCCUACAAGCAUCUACAAACAUUAAUUUGAAAAAUAAAGACGGAUUCUCGAUUGCAAUGCUUCUUGAGGCCAAUGGCAACAAAGUCAUCACGAAUUGACCAGAUAUAGGCUCCUAUUACAGAAGAAAACAGGUUCAGUUUAACUUUUAAGUUAGAAUAGCUAGAGGAAAUAUAACCCUACAUUAGUUUUAUAAUGUCUAGAAUUGCGUGAUAAAUUUUUGUUGUGUGUUUGAUAAUAUAAAUGCUACUGUUUGAACCAAUGAUAAAAACUUAAGUAUUUUUUAAAGCGAAAAAAAAAAAUAUUCGUAAAAAUAACAAAUCUAAACAAAUAUGCCAGUUAUCUAAUGGAUGAGAUGAGCUCAUUUCCGAUUUUCUACACCGUUUCAUCAAGGGCUAGGCGCCUCCAUUGAAAGCACAUUAUUGCCCUAUUUCCUAUUGAUCAAAAGCAUGUGAGCAAUAACAAAAGUUCCAUUAUAUGCGUUAGUGUUUAAUAUUGUUUGCCUAAUAGUUCAUACAAUAACAACAUAUAUUACAAACAACAGUUCUUCUAAAAACACCUACUUCAUGACAUCAACGUUUUGCUUAGAUUCGACUGCCUACUUUGAAUAUUGAAUAUGAAUACACUACUGCGAUAUUGGAAGCAAGCUGUUAAUAAAUUAUUACUCAAUGCAUUUGAAAUCACUAUAAUGGAUAAUGAGGUUAAAUAGCGUCUUCACAAAUCAUACUUUGUGGAGGGUAUACUGGAAUAUUUCUCAAUUUUUAUCCGCCACUCGGCUUUGUUCUAGUAAUAAAAAGUUAAAAUUUCUGCUCCAAAUUUUCAGUUAAAGAAAUAAAAAUACUGCAAUUGACGUGAUUCUUGUGUAAUUCCACAACGUUGAAUUACACAUUCAGUACGGUGUGCUUCUU
This is a messenger RNA of Wyeomyia smithii (pitcher-plant mosquito), 9300 nucleotides long. RefSeq lists its product as uncharacterized. Gene Ontology annotation, molecular function: protein binding. The record is from RefSeq and is a predicted model, not a curated record. The transcript has 2 exons. NCBI's taxonomy places the organism in Eukaryota, Metazoa, Arthropoda, Insecta, Diptera, Culicidae. The coding region runs from base 1 to 7893 and encodes 2630 amino acids.